Molecule: messenger RNA, 1786 nt
Organism: Nestor notabilis (Kea)
Lineage: Eukaryota; Metazoa; Chordata; Aves; Psittaciformes; Psittacidae
Gene: INSC
Product: inscuteable homolog (Drosophila)
Exons: 12
Coding region: 1-1596 (531 amino acids)
Biological process (GO): establishment of mitotic spindle orientation; asymmetric cell division; regulation of asymmetric cell division
Cellular component (GO): apical cortex
Molecular function (GO): protein binding; cytoskeletal adaptor activity
Source: RefSeq, a predicted model, not a curated record
AUGGCUUUUAAGGGCGAGGAUCACUUAGAUUCCCUUCCAUUACCAGUUCAGCGCAUGCACUUAAUUCAGGUGGACUCCGUUCAGCGAUGGAUGGAAGAUUUGAAGUUGAUGACAGACUGUGAAUGUAUGUGUAUUCUCCAGUCCAAGCCAAUCAGCAUUGAGAAAAAUGAACAAAAUGAACUUAUGCUUUCCUCACAAUAUAGUACGUGUGAUAACUUGCAGCUGCUGUUAAAAAGAGCUUGGAUCAUAAGCACAGAGCUGACCAGGAUUUCUCAAAAGUUGGAGAGAAAUAGAUGGCAAAGAGUCCACAGCAUGACAGUGAGAGUCAACUGCCAUGUGCGUUCAAUGAUAAAUGAAUACAAUACGUUCACCAGGAAUUCUUCAGAAGAAAUGCACCAGUUUGAAAAACUUCUAUUAGACAAGUGUUCAGAAUUUACAGCAUUCACAGAAAGGUGCAUACAAACUGAAGAUGAACAGAUACUGAAGUCCAUCAAGUCUUGUAUUAAUGAAACGCUCACUACUGUUGCUCAGUAUUUUGGCCAGUUGAUAGAGCUGGUUUUAACACAUGAGGCACAGAACCUACUGAGACAAAUAGAAUUGGCAGACAGUAUGUGCAUCACCGAGUCGGCGAUUAGUAGUUUAUUCAGCCUUACCCAAGAAGGUGCUCAUCUGUGCCGUAUCAUAGCUAAGGAAGGAGGUGUAGUUGCUCUCUUUAAGAUUUGUCGCCAGGAUUGUUUCAGGUGUCUUUAUCCCCAGACAUUGAGAACAUUGGCAUCCAUUUGCUGUGUAGAGGAAGGGAUGCACCAGCUGGAAAAGGUUGAUGGGAUACUGUGCCUGGCUGACAUUCUUACUGAUAACAGCCAUUCUGAAGCUACUCAUGCCGAAGCAGCAGCAGUAAUUGCACAGAUCACAUCUCCACAUCUCACGUUCACACAGCAUCUCAGCAGCUUUCUGGAAAACAUGGAAGAAAUUGUAACAGCACUUGUCAAAUUGUGCCAAGAAGCCUCAUCUGGUGAAGUUUUCCUGCUGGCUUCAGCAGCUCUUGCCAAUAUUACUUUCUUUGAUACCAUGGCUUGUGAAAUAUUGCUCCAGUUAAAUGCAAUGAAGAUUCUUCUUGCAGCAUGUUCAGACAAACACAUAGUGGAUACUCCAUAUUCCCGAGAUCAGGUUGUAACAAUCUUGGCAAAUAUGUCUGUCUUGGACCAGUGUGCUUCAGAAAUAAUUCAAGGAAAUGGUGUUCAGCUUUUAAUGGAAAUGCUCUUUGAAAGGUCAUCUUCAGGAAACUCAGCAGAAGCUGCUGCUUGUGAGCGAGUCCAACAGAAAUCUGCAGUUACGCUGGCACGACUCAGCCGAGAUCCUGAAGUGGCAGAUGCAGCCGUAAAACUCAGCUGUAUUCCUCGCCUAAUUAAACUUUGCAGAUCACCAACCGAAAGAAACAACAGUGAUUCUGUUUUAGUGGCAUGUCUGGCAGCCUUACGGAGACUAGCAGUUAUGAGUCCUGAUGGACUUGAAGAUUCAGAUUUUCAGCAGCUAGUGAAGCCCAGACUUGUGGAUUCCUUUCUGCUAUGCACAAAUAUGGAAGAGAGCUUUGUAUAAAUGUGAGCCAAAAAACAUUUGAAAAAAUAAUAAAGGUGAUAAGCAUACAGCGAAAUAAUACAUACACAAUUUUAUUUAGUUUUAGUUCUAUUGUUAUUUAUGGCUUAUUUAUUUUAAAACCAUGAACACGUGGUUUGUAGGAGCAAAGAAACAGAAUAAGCAACCUUGUUUCAGUGAGUCGCAAAGGUAA